Triticum turgidum subsp. durum (durum wheat) is the source of this 1098-nucleotide messenger RNA. The record is from the annotation of a GenBank genome assembly. Lineage: Eukaryota; Viridiplantae; Streptophyta; Magnoliopsida; Poales; Poaceae.
AUGGGAGAGGAGAGGAAGGCAGGGGAGCAGGCGGCGGAGGCGGCAGCGCGCGCGGCGGAGCAGGCGCGGGAGCUGCAGGACGCCACCGCCGCGCUGCUCUCGCGGACGUGGGCGGAGGAGGAGGCGCUGCGCCGCCGCGCCGCCGCGCUCAGGGAGGACCUCGCCCGCCUGCGCAAGGCCGCCGCCAACGCACAAACCGAAAAGGUCCACGAGGACUUGGAUCGAGCGUCAUGCCUCAUAAGUGAUGGUGACAUUGCGACGAUUCUCCCUAACAAGGCGCAUGGCACUUUUUUGAAGCUGUUAUUGGGACCAGUGAAUCUCCGCGCAAGGAAGGAGGUACAGCUCAAGGUGAAGGAGGAAUACAAUAGCUACAGGGAUAGGACUGCCAUAGUGUUUCUUGGUUUUCCGAUGAUUCUGUUGUUUCUUCGGUCAUGGCUAUGGAAUGGAUGCUUUCCAGCAUUGCCAGUUCAGCUAUAUCAGGCCUGGCUGUUACUCCUCUAUACAACUUUAGCUUUGCGAGAGAACAUAUUGCGAGUUAAUGGAAGUGAUAUCCGUCCUUGGUGGGUAUGCCAUCACUAUUGUGCCAUGCUGAUGGCUCUGGUGAGCCUCACAUGGGGGAUUAAGGGACAACCUGAUUGUGCCCGCAAACAGAGAGGUGUCGAGUUAUUUCUGUGCUGGGCUGUGAUGCAAGGUUUUGCCAUGAUGUUGCAGAACAGAUAUCAACGUCAAAGACUAUAUACUCGAAUUGCUUUGGGGAAGGCUAAAAGGAUGGACGUCGUGUGGGGCGAGACUGCUGGUGUUGAAGGCCAACUAUUGCUGUUGUGUCCCAUCCUUUUUCUCUUGCAGGUCUUUGAGGGUUAUGUUGGAUUUUUACUUCUUCGGACAGCUCAUAAAGGGAUCAUUCCUGAGUGGCAGGUUGUGGUGUGUGGGAUCCUGCUUAUUGCAAUGGCAAUUGGCAACUUUGCAAACACAGUGGACACAUUGAUGGUUAAGUCCAGAUUCAAAGCAAAGAUGAAGAAGUCCAAGAGCAAACGAGAUCUUGCUGCAUGCACGUCACCGACUCGCUCAUCGCUGACAAAUUCGGCAGCUGGAGCUUGA